This is a messenger RNA of Owenia fusiformis, 1252 nucleotides long. Lineage: Eukaryota; Metazoa; Annelida; Polychaeta; Sabellida; Oweniidae. The record is from the annotation of a GenBank genome assembly.
AACUACAGGUCAUGUAUACAUGUACUCAACUACAGGUCAUGUAUACAUGUACUUAAUUACAAGUCAUGUCUACAUGUACUCAACUACAGGUCAUAUAUACAUGUACUCAACUACAGGUCAUGUAUAUAUGUACUCAACUACAGGUGAUGUAUACAUGUACUUAACUACAAGUCAUGUAUACAUGUACUCAACUACAGGUGAUGUAUACAAGUACUCAACUACAAGUCAUGUAUACAUGUACUCAACGACAUGUCAUGUAUACAUGUACUCAGCUACAUGUCAUGUAUACAUGUACUCAACUACAGGUCAUGUAUACAUGUACUCAACUACAUGUCAUGUAUACAUGUACUCAACUACAGGUCAUGUAUACAAGUAUUCAACUACAGGUCAUGUAUACAUGUACUCAACUACAUGUCAUGUAUACAUGUACUCAACUACAGGUCAUGUAUACAAGUACUCAACUACAGGUCAUGUAUACAAGUACUCAACUACAAGUCAUGUAAAUAAGUACUCAACUACACAUGUGCAAUUGAUGAGAAAGUGUAGGAUGUACAUACAGCAUAGGCUUGCAUCCAUUGCAUACAUAAGUUUAUGUAUUACACUAUUUUAUAUACAGAUAUAAGUAUGGGAGUACACAUAUAUUAAUAAUAUGAUUGAAUAGGUACAUGUAUGUGUGUUUAAUAGGACUGCAGUAAAUUGUCAUAUUCAGAACCUUGUCUUAGAUUUUGGUAACAAUAUCUUCCAUUUUGCACUGGAAACAUUUGGCUGGACCAGAAUGUUUUGAUUUGGGCUUAAUGGAUAUUUUGAAAACCAUAUUUCAAGAAACUGGAAUAGAAGUCUAAAAUUGAAUGGCAGUCUUAUAUAUACUCUUUAGGUGUUAAAAGAUGAUCACUGUUCUGAAUAUGGAUCCACCCAAUGAAAAAAAAAACAGUUAAGCAUUGUAUUAUAUUAUAUCCACAGUGAAACCUGUAUAACACCUCUGGAAUAUGAACUUCUCUCAAUGUCAACACUUUUUACAUCUGUUUCUUAUUCUGCAACAGACUUCCUUGUUAAAAACCUUGAGGUGUUACACUUUUAGCGGAUGUCACUAGUGUUUGGAAUAUAAUGGUUUCGCUGUACAUGUAAAAAACAUCUAGACUAGUUAGCUUUGUAUUCUUCAUAUAUUACCCAAGACUGUUAAAGAUUCCUUUUUAUUGAUUAAUAUUCUAGUAUAUAAUCAGAUUUUCAUAUUUCAUUAUAUUGUUAUUUUUAC